AUGACGCAACUACAGAGACCACGGUUCCGGAAGGUCCAGAGCUUCCGUACCAAUUAUGCCCCGGCUACCAUUACCCAAUAUGUCUCGGAGAGGAGUGGCAUGCAAGUCAUCGUGGCUGACCGCAAAGGGCCCAAGAUCAGCGGCUACUUCACCCUCGCGACUGAAAUCUUCGAUGAUUCUGGUGCUCCUCACACAUUAGAGCACCUUGUCUUCAUGGGGUCUAAGAGGUAUCAAUACCGAGGCCUGUUGGAAAAGCUGGCCAAUCGUGCAUACUCGUAUACCAAUGCCUGGACCGCUGUCGACCAUACCGCCUACACUCUCGAAACGGCUGGCUGGGAUGGCUUUGCCCAAAUCCUGCCAGUUUACCUGGAGCAUAUCAUUGUGCCCCAUAUCACCGAUGAUUCCUGCAUCACAGAGGUGCAUCACAUCGACGGCGAGGGCAACGAUGCUGGUGUCGUCUAUUCCGAGAUGCAAGCUCUCCAGUACCGUAGCAUUGAGUUAAUGGAUUUGAAGGCCCGUCGCCUGCUCUACCCUGAGAAUGUCGGCUUCCGGUACGAGACUGGAGGCAUGAUGGAGGCAUUGCGCGUCCUUACCCCUGAAAGGAUCAGGGAAUUUCAUAAGUCCAUGUAUCACCCGCAGAAUAUGGCCAUCAUUGUCAUCGGCGAGGCCAAUCAUGAUGACCUCCUGCGUAUCUUGGAUGAAUUUGAGGAGCGAAUUGCUGAGGAUAUUCCUCCGCCAGAUCCACAAUUCAAGAGGCCGUUUGUUGACUCGCCGCAGCCCCCACCUUUGGAAAAAACAUUCGUUGAGACGGUCGAGUUCCCAGAGGAGGAUGAGUCGACUGGCGAGAUCGCCGUUGCCUUCUUUGGACCCAGCUGCACGGAUCAAGUUCAGGCCACGGCCAUGAACAUUGUCAUGACUUACCUCUGUGGGUCAUCUGUCUCAGUGCUCGAGAAUAUUUUGGUAGAAAAGGAGCAGUUGGCAAGCUCCGUGACUUAUUUGCUUGAGAGCAGGCCGAACAUCCUUGUCUGGUUUCAGCCGACCGGGGUUUCCACCGAGAAGCUUGAGUUUGUCUACAAGCGGCUUAUCGAGCUGCUGAAGGAAGUCGCAUCGAAGCCUCUUGACAUGGAUUACAUGAAGGAAUGCAUUCAGCGAGAGAAGCGUCAGGUCAAACUUCAUGCUGAAGGCUCCGAGCAGUUCUAUGCCAAUAACAUCAUCACAGACUAUCUUUUUGGCGACAGGGACGGGAGGACCCUGAAAGAUUUGGAGACUUUGGUUGAGUACGAUGUUCUUGAGAGCUGGACUGACGGGCAGUGGAGGGAGUUCCUCAGAAAGUGGCUAUCAGAUGCCCAUCACGUCUCUAUUCUUGGCAAGCCCUCAAAGAAAUUUGCCGAUGAACUCAAAGCGAGAGAGGCAGAACGUUUGGCUAAGAGGAAGGAAGAACUGGGCAAGGAGGGCCUUGAGCGCUUAAGGCAAAGGCUUGAGACAGCAAAGAAGAACAACGAGGAGCCGAUUCCGCCUGAAGUUCUGGAUCAAUGGCCUGUCCCCGGCACCUCUUCGAUCCAUUUCAUCGAGUCUGAGACCGCCAGAGCCGGCAAGGCCCGUACACUGGGCGUCUUCGACAACGCUCCUCAGAAGAUUAUUGAUUCGGCAGCGCAAAGCCGGCCGUUGUUUGUCCAGUUCGAGAGUGUUCCGAGCAACUUCGUUCACCUCACAGUGCAUGUGGGCAUGUCUAAGACGCCAGCCAAGUACAAGCCACUUCUCCCUCUGUUCAACGACAUCUUCUUCAACUCCCCUGUCAUGCGCGAUGGGAAGCGUAUUGAGUUCGAGGAGGUGGUGAAGCAGCUCGAGAAGGACUCCAUCAGCUACGAGAUCAGCUCGGCUGCUCGCUUGGGCGACUCUGAGGGUGUUUCCAUCCAGUUCCAGCUUGAAUGGGAAAAGUACUCCAUUAUCAUCAGUUGGCUGCGCACGCUGAUGUUUGACAUCAUUUUUGAUCCAGUUCGCCUCAAGGCUGCUAUUGUUAAGGCACUUGCCGACAUCCCUGAGGAGAAGCGAGAUGGACGGGCAAUGGCACAGGAAGUCUCUGUGGCUAUCCACAUGAAGCCUGAAUCGUAUCUCACAGCCAAGAGAACCUUGGUCAAAGCGGUAUAUCUUCGCCGUCUCAAGAAGCUCCUUGAGAAGGAGCCCGAGACUGUUGUCUCGUGGUUCAACGAGCUUCGUCAGAGUCUGUUCCAGUUUGAAAACAUCCGUGUCCUCGUCACCGCCGACGUUGCCAAGCUCGACAACCCUGUCGCCCCAUGGGACGUGCUCUUCCAGGAGCCUGGGCUCGACCACACCAAGGAUCUCCAGCCCAUCACCAAACUCCAUCAACUCCUCAGUCCCGAGGGCGAGUCCCCCGGCUCCUACGGCAGCGUCAUCAUCCCAAUGACAACCCUCGACAGCUCAUACAGUGUCAGCUUCGCCCGCGGUCUCAAGUCCCACUCCGACCCCCGCCUGCCUGCGUACCUCGUUGCCCUUGGCUACCUGGAAGCCGUUGGCGGUCCUUUAUGGAACGCAGUCCGCGGCACGGGUCUCGCCUACGGCGUUGGUUUCUCGCGCGAGGUAGACGGCGGCUACAUCCAGUUCCGCGUGUACCGAUCUCCUGACGCGAGCAAGGCGAUCGAGGCGAGCCGCAAGAUUGUGGCUAAGAUUGCGUCUGGCGAGACGCCCCUGGACAGGCACCUGGUUGAAGGCGCUGUUAGCGGUGUCGUGUUGGGUGUGGCGGACGAGCAGGCAACUAUGGCGGCGGCCGCGCAGUACAACUAUAUCUCGACGGUUGUUAGGGGACUGGAGCCCGGGUGGAAUAAGAAGAUUUUGGCGAAAGUUAGGGAGGUUACGGAUGAUGAAAUUAGAGAGGUCAUGAGGGAGAUUAUCAUGCCGGUGUUUGAGCCGGGCAAGAGCAAUGUUAUUGUGACGUGUGCGCCGAUUAUGGAGGAGAACAUUGUCAAAGCGCUUUCUGCUGUUGGGUACAAGACACAAGUGCAUCAGCUGUCGGAUUUCUAUGAUGACUAUGGUCUCAAGGCAGACGAGGAUGGCGAGGAGGAUUCGGAAGAGGAAGAGGAUGAGGAGAUGGAGGAUGGAUCCUCCUAUACCUCUGGGUCUGAUGAAGACUCGGACUGA
Messenger RNA from Thermochaetoides thermophila DSM 1495, 3156 nucleotides. Its product is annotated as metalloendopeptidase-like protein. The coding region runs from base 1 to 3156 and encodes 1051 amino acids. The record is from RefSeq and is a predicted model, not a curated record. Lineage: Eukaryota; Fungi; Ascomycota; Sordariomycetes; Sordariales; Chaetomiaceae. Gene Ontology annotation, molecular function: metal ion binding. The transcript has 2 exons.